AUGGCAAAACUCUGCAAUGUAAAUGAAGGAAUGCCUGGGAAUCAAGGAAAGGUGGAAAACGAACACCCUCAGAAUGCUGCAAAACCAGAAGUAGCCUGUACUCUGGAAGACAAGGAAAACUUAGAAAAUGAGGGAAAGAUAGAAAACAAGGGAAAGACAGAAGAUGAGGAAAUACUAGAGGAUGAAGAGCCAGAGAACGAGGGAAAGCCAGUGAUAGAGGGAAAGUCAGAGAGCCAGGGAAGACUAGACAGUGAGGGAGAGCCAAAGGAAGAAGGAGAGCCAAAGGAAGAAGGAGAGCCAGUGGAAGAAGGAAAACCAGCCAUCAAACCAAGGACUGCAGGAAAGUGCCCAGCUGGGGAUGAUGUACCCAGGAAAGCCAAAAGAAAAACCAACAAGGGGCUGGCUCAGUGCCUCAAGGAAUACAAAGAGGCCACACACGAUAUGCAUUUGAGCAAUGAGGAGAUGAUAAGAGAAUUUGACGAGAUGGCUAGGGUAGAGGAUGAGGUGAAGAAAACCAAACAGAAAUUGGGGUGGGGGUAUGUGGAUGCAAAAAGGUUUACAGGACCCCUUCCACCCAACGGGCCUAAGGGAACUCAGGGGUGGCUGUAGGGCCCCACAAAGGGGCUUUGAAGACAUUCCUUCU
Molossus molossus (Pallas's mastiff bat) is the source of this 643-nucleotide messenger RNA. Its product is annotated as transcription elongation factor A protein-like 4. Bases 1 to 609 code for a protein of 202 amino acids. NCBI's taxonomy places the organism in Eukaryota, Metazoa, Chordata, Mammalia, Chiroptera, Molossidae. The record is from RefSeq and is a predicted model, not a curated record. The transcript has 2 exons.